This is a messenger RNA of Dendroctonus ponderosae (mountain pine beetle), 4003 nucleotides long. It is a transcript of the gene stum, whose product is annotated as protein stum. Lineage: Eukaryota; Metazoa; Arthropoda; Insecta; Coleoptera; Curculionidae. Gene Ontology annotation, cellular component: sensory dendrite. The record is from RefSeq and is a predicted model, not a curated record. Gene Ontology annotation, biological process: taxis; sensory perception of mechanical stimulus; proprioception.
AGGCUGCCAACCACAACCAGACGUUUCAAACAUCCAUCGUUCGCCAUCAUCGGGGAGGCGGCAUCAAGCAGCCCCAACUCGCGCAGCUCCUCCCCAACAGGGCGUGUCAGCCCGUUUAGGGGGCGGGGCUUCAAUGCGGCCGGCUCGAGGCACGUCAGCCCCAGCGCCUCCCCGAUUCCGCCCGAAGACCCCCGAACGAGAAGCCCCAGCCCCACCAAAACUGCCUCAUCGAAAAUUCCGAAACCCCGAAAAUCCUCCACCGCUGCGGUGUUCGGGGAGAAGGUGAACCACGUGGAGUUCCAAGGGCUGAGCCGGCAGGGGAGUCAGAGUCUGAGCAGUUUGGAGGAGAGGCAGACGCGUGGGAAGCCGCCUCCCAGCCCCCGGAAGAAGUUGACGGGGGCAUUCAAGCAGCUGUCGCCUAUUCAGGGCUCCAGCCCGGAGCCCAGUCAGUCCCAGUCUUCCCCCUCUCGCAUUCCGACGAAGAGCCAAAGCACGCCGCCCAGCCGGUAUGCGUCUCCUACUAGGGAGCCGAAGGCGAAGAGGAGCCGGUCCAGGCCCAGUGUGGCCAAGAGCCGAGACCCGAGCCCCUUGGCGUCUCCUACGAAGGCGAACCGCUACCAGCAUGUGCAGUCGAAGAUCAACACCUUCAACAGGCCCAGGCCGCCUGCCAAGCCGCAGCUGUCCAGCGAUGUGUCCGAAGAUAGCGGCUCGCCGAAGAAGAAAGUGCAACCGCGUAGAAACUCCUUCAAUCGGACACCCUCCCGGCCAAAUUUGCUUCCGAAAACCUACAUGGGGAAGCCCAGCAGUUAUACCAGUGAUAGUAGUGAUGCUGUGGACGUUAGAACCCCACCUGUGAAGCCUCCAGCUGCUAAACCUCCAGCAGCAGCAGCAGCAAACAAAGUACUUCCAGCCCCCAAUGCUUCCAGUUCUCCUAGCAAGAGCAAAGCGCCUCCUAGGGCCAAAGGCCCCAAGGGGGCUGACCGCCCGGCUAAAACAGGCAACAAUCGUAGGCCUUCGAAGGCUUCGCCUGCUGAAACAUCCGGCGCUGAGGACCAAAGCAGCAGAAAAGCGCCUCCUUCGGCCGACCUGGAGGAUGGUGGCGCCCCAUCGGCCCUGGGCGUGGUUUCGAGCACCACCAGCACGGUGGCCACGCCCCUGAAGAUAGAGACGCCCAAAUUGGGGCGGGGCAAGCCGAUGUCCCCGAUGAUCGAUGGGCGGGUGCUGAGCGCGACCAGCGUGAGCCACGCGAUCAACAAAAUGAACGACACCGUGCUCAACACGCAGACGUUGAUCAAAGAUAGUGGCCUGCCAACCCGGUUGCCUGCCGCCAGUGCGAUUAUUGCCUUAAAAAGUGAUUCCAGUGCAAAAGAGGUGGAGGACAGCGGAAAAAGCAGCAUCAACAGCAAGCCAGAGGCGACCACGAUUGCCCCUAAGGAAACCUCCACUCCCACCACAACAACAACAGCAGCAAAUGAAGAGGAAGCUGCCACCAACCCCACCUGCAACUCCGCCCAACCAGCGAAAGUUCCAGACUAUCCACAAAGCAAGCCAAUGAACAACAACCACAGCAAUCAUGUGACCACGAUAGGGUUGGGCAACGCGAAGGCGAUUGAGCGAGAGGUGCAGAACAACAUGAAUCGCCUACUGGGUUCGAUGGAGUCAAGUCUGGAUGGUGUGCCGGCCUCCAAGAUGUCGGUGAAUGAUCGCAUCCGGGAGGCGAGGACUGUGAUUGCGGCCGAUGUGAAGCCGAUCAGGAUCACGGUGAGGGAGAAACCGUCCGAUGUGGAUGUGCAGAGUGGGAAUGUUGGGCCGCAUUUCGGGAUUGCCAAUGGAGUGAACGAGAGGCCCAGCCUCCCCCCUUCGCAGCAACAGCCGCCUCCAGAGGAGGAUGCCUCCGCAAAAGAGGAACUUCCUCCAAACAGAUGCAAACGCUUCCUCACCUCGUGCAGCAAAGCCCUCACUUGCGGCUCCUGUCUAACUUUGGGAUGCAAAGCGUGCCAGCGAUCCAAGAGCACCUCAAGAAAUGAGGAGGAGGCUGAAGCAGCACAAGGCUGCUUUAAGAGUCUCACCAAGAAGCUGACCAGGGAAGCUAAGGAACAAGUGAGGAUCAACAUUGAGGACGAAAACGGGCAAACUGAGAGCAGAACGCUUUGGCAAAAGGUCUGCUGCAGGCAAAACAAAGUGGGCGAUUCGAGCGGCUGUUUCCCCAAAUUCGGGAGAAGUAAGGAGAGAGCUUCGGUCAGAACGACCAGCUUUUUGGAGUCUGAAGUGCAAGGAAGGAGCAAGUGCUGCUCGAAAGAAGGUUGUGGAAGUUUUUUCCGCAAAAUUUUCUGCUCCGGCUGUUGCAAGAAAAAUGAAGAACCGCAGCCUGCGGGUGCCAGGAAGGAGUCGAUGAUCAGCGGCAAGAAGAAGAGUUUAACGCCUACCAGUGUGCCUCCUCCCGAGGAAAUCAAGCCGAAAAUCGAUGCCAGCCUGGUCGAGCACACUUCGCAUAUGAAAGGGGCCAUUCCGGUGCUGCCCGUUUGGCUCGCAUGGUUCUGCUGCAUCAUGAACUGCAUAGGGCCGGGUACAGGCACUAUUCUAAGCGGAAUGUUCUGCUUGUGCAUCGGCAAGCCCAGAUUUUCGCAAAAAGACGGCCCAAAGCCGCGAAUCGGCGCUUUUAUCAUCGAUCUAAUCAUCGGAUUCAGCCAGUUUUUCACCGUGCUGUUUUGCUUGGUUGGAUGGGGCUGGUCCAUUUGGUGGGGCGUUAUCAUGGUGAAAAUUGCAAGAAAACACAAAAAAUUCAAGCAUUUGCAAAUGUUGGAGGAUGCGGCUGGAAAACCGCAACCACUGGCUGGACAUCAGAAACGGGACGUGGAACGACACCGACCCUAAAUGAUACGCAGCUGCUAUGCAGGCGAAAGAGUUCUUUGAUGAGGCAAUUUUCCAUUAGAAUUUUUACGCCAAACUGAGGCAAAAAGCGGCACAACGAUCUUGCAACCAAUCAUCGCACAAUCUUCGCUGGUCGAAUAGAAUUUUUCUACCCAAAAAGCAAUUGAUCGAAUCUAUUACCAUUUUCUUAGCAUAUCCUAUAUUUUUUCUACAUCAAAAUGGAGAGUAGAAAUUAGACAAUAGUAAAUGUACAUUCUCUGUAAAUAUCGAUUUUUCUAAUGGGAGUUUUUAAAACAGUUUUCUUUGUUUGGUAAUUAUGGAAGAAUCUUUAUACAUUGUUGAUGUUAUUUGCAGUUGCUUGUUCAGACUGAACAAACCACCCGAAUUUUUGUUCUGUUUUUUUGCGAAAAAUAAAGUGCCUAAAGGGUAAAUCUUGAACUGCUUGCGUUUAUCGCUAGUUUUUAAACAUUGUUUGUUUAUCUUUUUUGAAUAUUUACUAACGGUGUUGGAAUACGUACGCAUUAUGUUGGAUGUUUUGCAUUUUUUCCCAUGUAGUUGAGUUAGAAGAAUUGUAUUUUUUUACGAGCAGUUUUGUACUCUAACGCGUCAGUUUUAAUAUCGGUUCAGUUCAAAAUUGCAGAUUUUCGGGGUUUUUGGGCCGUAGUGGAAUAGGAAUUUGAUCCUGCUGCUGCCCCACUGAGGUACAGCAGCCUCUGAAGAUGCUCACCAAUGAUGCUAGCAAAACGUCGACGACCUAAAAGCCGAAAAUCGCGGAUUUCGGGCUUCUAAGCAAAACUUGAACUGUUGCUUUCAUCCUGCAUAUUUUAAUUGUUUUAACAUAGCAACUAAGGGGAUUAUUUUGAUUACUAAAAAGCGUCCAAUUCUAAAACAGUUUUAUACCAUUGGUGCUUGAACUACUAAUGAACCAUUUUAAGUUGGGAAGUAUUUUUAAUGGAAACAGAGAUAGAUGUAUGCAGCCCCUUAAAUCAACACCUUUACUGGGUUAAAUCGACCACCUGCAUGCACUGUUUGGACUAUCUCUGCAUUAAAUAUACUAGCUAGAGUAGAUAGAGAUGGGGAUUAUUGGUAUCUAUACACGGUUUUGUUAUUUUUAAUAAAAACUUUAACUGUU